Messenger RNA from Seminavis robusta, 1098 nucleotides. NCBI's taxonomy places the organism in Eukaryota, Bacillariophyta, Bacillariophyceae, Naviculales, Naviculaceae. The record is from the annotation of a GenBank genome assembly.
AUGUUUCAACCUACCAUUGCCACAAACAAAACCAAAAAUUACAACAGCAAGAAAAAACAGUCUUCUUCUCAAUCCAGCAACAACGACGUGGAAUGGAGUCAAAGUCAAUUUGAUGUGGAUGGGGACAACAGUCAGGACCAUAAUGGCAAACCACCAAAAGAUCCAGAAGUAUCAUUCAUCACACCCGUCGACGCAGUGCUCCAAGCAUUGCAAGAGCAUAUUCGACGCAAUGUACGACGCAAUGUGCAAACCAAAUCGGGAAAACGAAAUGGAUUUGGUCUGGCGCUUUUUGGCACACGAAAACGAACACGCGUCGAUAUUGACGAACUCUUGGCAGCCAACCGAGACAAACGGCGUUUUGGUAAACAAAAGCAGACGAAAAAGAAUGACGAUGAUGACAAUUCUCUGGUCGAAGAAGAAGAAGCAGAAAAGAAGAAGAAGGAUUCCGAUGAAGAUUCCGAUUCCGAUGACAGUGAUGAUGAUGACGAUGACAUGCGCCCCAAAUCCAACCGAGCCAGUGGACGAACCACCAUUCACCAUUUGAUUGCUCUAGAACCACCCGGUGUCGACACGGUCAAAAUACUUAGACAAUGCCUCAUGCCCGACAAUAACGAACAACAAGAAGAUGAAGAAGACCGCCGCAUGUUAGACUUGAAGCACUUGUUUGGACACAAACCACAAAAACAGCAAGACGACGACUUUUUAUCGGAUUCAUUACUCAUUGCGCUCAAUGACAUUACGGGAACUUUUAAAGACGCUGAAAAGAAUGGCGGAUGUGUCCACAAGCUACGAACACCCGCCGAAAAAAUUGGAAAUGACAAAAAGUGCAUUUGGAUUGUCACCAAUCAAGACGACUUUUGCAAGAGAGAUCCCGAACGACAACGCAUCAUUCAAACUACGGUACAGGACCUACGCAACAAUGGAUUCGAAAUCAAGGGAUGGCCCUUGCCCCCGCCCACGGGAAAACGAUCCGCCGUUGCAGCACGCAAAGAAAGUUGCUUUUUUGACAAGAUUGCCGACAUUCCAGAUGAUCUGCGGCAGAUGCUACAACGGGCCAUGAAGGGACGCAGAAGUAGUAGUAGUAGUGCGCGAGAAUAA